GGCGAUGGGGUGUGCACGGCCUGCGGCUCGGUGCUGGAGGACAACAUCAUCGUGUCCGAGGUGCAGUUCGUGGAGAACAGCGGUGGCGGCUCGUCGGCCGUGGGCCAGUUCGUGUCGCUGGACGGUCCUGGCAAGACCCCAACCUUGGGCAGUGGCUUCCACGUGAACCUGGGAAAAGAGUCAAGAGCACAGACCCUGCAGAAUGGGAGGCGCCAUAUCCACCACCUGGGGAGCCAGCUGCAGCUGAACCAGCACUGCCUUGACACCGCCUUCAUCUUCUUCAAGAUGGCUGCAAACAAGAGCCUGACCCGAGGACGCAAGAUGGCCCAUGUGAUCGCUGCCUGCCUCUACCUGGUGUGUCGCACAGAAGGCACACCACACAUGCUCCUCGACCUCAGUGACCUGCUUCAGGUGAACGUGUAUGUGCUGGGGAAGACAUUUCUGCUCCUAGCGCGAGAGCUCUGCAUCAACGCACCAGCUAUAGACCCGUGCCUCUACAUCCCACGCUUUGCCCACCUGCUGGAAUUUGGCGAGAAGAACCAUGAGGUGUCGAUGACAGCCUUGAGGCUGCUGCAGCGGAUGAAGAGAGACUGGAUGCAUACGGGCCGGCGGCCCUCAGGCCUCUGUGGAGCAGCCCUUCUCGUUGCUGCCAGGAUGCAUGAUUUCCGGAGAACUGUCAAAGAGGUCAUCAGUGUGGUCAAAGUGUGCGAAUCCACUCUUCGGAAAAGGCUCACAGAAUUUGAAGACACCCCCACUAGUCAGCUGACCAUCGACGAGUUCAUGAAAAUUGACCUGGAGGAGGAGUGUGACCCCCCCUCAUACACAGCUGGACAGAGAAAACUGCGAAUGAAGCAGCUUGAACAGGUCCUGUCAAAACAACUGGAGGAAGUUGAAGGUGAAAUAUCUAGUUACCAGGAUGCCAUUGAGAUUGAACUGGAGAAUAGCCGCCCAAAGGCCAGGGGGGCUCUUGCCAACUUAUCGAAAGAUGGCUUGGUUGAAGAUACCACAUCCAGCCUUUUUGGUGAGGAGGACGCUGAGGAUGAGGAGCUGGAGGCAGCUGCUAGCCACAUGAACAAGGACUUUUACCGGGAGCUUCUGGGUGGAGGCAGCGGCAGCUCGGAUGUCGUGGAGAGUCCUGAGGAGGGAGGCCAGCCCUUGGCCCUGGAGUCCCUGCUUGGACCCCUUCCCACAGCAGCCAGCCUGGGCAUCUCAGACUCCAUCCGUGAAUGUAUCUCAUCCCCAAACCGCGACCUCAAAGACACCUCGGGGGACGGUGAGCUGGACCUCAGUGGCAUUGAUGACCUAGAAAUCGACAGAUAUAUUCUGAAUGAGGCGGAAGCCCGGGUGAAAGCCGAGCUGUGGAUGCGGGAGAAUGCUGAGUACCUGCGAGAGCAGAGGGAGAAAGAAGCAAGAAUAGCGAAGGAGAAGGAAUUGGGCAUCUAUAAGGAGCACAAGCCUAAGAAGUCUUGUAAGCGCCGAGAGCCCAUCCAGGCCAGCACUGCCAGGGAGGCCAUCGAGAAGAUGCUGGAGCAGAAGAAAAUCUCCAGCAAGAUCAACUAUAGCGUGCUUCGUGACCUCAACAGCAAGGGUGCAGCCAGCCCCCAGAGGGACGACAAGCAGCCUGAUGAGAAGGGCAGCACCAGGAAGCUAUCAUGGAGGAGAGCGGCGGCCAGCAGGAACAAGGCUGACCCUGGGACCACUGUGGGGAAGAGGUUGAGGCCUCUGGUGUCUACACAGCCAGCUAAGAAAGCGGCCAUGGGAGAGGCUGCGUUCCCAAGCUCCCCAGCUCUGGGAACUGAGCUGGCCAGGCCAGCAGUGGUGCUGGUGGAGAGUGGCCCAGUGUCCUACCACCCCGAGGAGGUGGCUGAGGAGGACGAUGCAGAUGAGGAUGAUGGGGAACCCUGCAUAAGUGCCCUGAAGAUGCUGGGCAGCAACGCUUACGGCUGUGACGGUGAUGAUGAUGAUGGCUACUGAGUGUGACCUCAAGACCAGUGGCAUCCUGACUGGACCUGAGCACAUCUCAUGGGACUUGGAUGGGCCCCCAGGCAUGGACACCAAGACUUGGGACCAGCCAGCACCUCCUGCUUUCUAGGAAGCCCUUGUCCCACAGCCACAUGUGGCCUCUAUAGCACUUAAAUAUUGGACCAUGUUUGAGCAACAUAAGCAACAUUUCUACCCAGCAGGGGAAGCUGGACCUACUGUGUCUGACAGGACAUUCCAGGAAGUGCCUGAGGCCUGGGUCCCACAUUGUGGCCCAGCUUGCUAUUCCUGGCCAAUGGAGAAACUCGGAGGUGGGCACUGUCAUGUCCCCAGUGUGAGGGAACUGAGGCAUAAGAGUGCCUAGCCCAGCCUGUCAGCCCUGCACUCCAGGACUCCGCUCUUAUCCCACAACCUGAGGGCUCUUUUACCCCUCUGUUGGCCGCCUCCUGGGAAGGUAGUGCAGGCCAAAGUCUUGGGUAAGCAGGCGUACAAGGGUGGCCAGCUGUUCCUACACUUAGUGGCCACAUGAGUCUGGAACUGAUUGUUUGCCUUGAACCUCCCUCCAAGUGGCACAAGCUCCCCACUACCUCUGGGGCCCCCUCACUGCUAGACAUCAUAAGGGGGGGCACAAGAUACGGAGUCUGGACCUGGUACUGGCCCCGCCCUAUAGCCUUGGAGCCUCUGCUCUGCACCAGGGCCAGGGGCAAGUACUGGGGCAUCCUGGGGCUCAGGGCUCUGAACCCCCACUUCCCUGGCUGUGGCCCAAGGGUGGGGAGGGCAGGGAUUCUACCUGAUGUAGGGUAAGGGUACUGGCCUCCAGGUGGGUGGGCUGGGUAUCCUACACUGCUCUGCAUCUGGGCUACA
Molecule: messenger RNA, 2844 nt
Organism: Fukomys damarensis (Damara mole-rat)
Lineage: Eukaryota; Metazoa; Chordata; Mammalia; Rodentia; Bathyergidae
Gene: Brf1
Product: BRF1 RNA polymerase III transcription initiation factor subunit
Exons: 18
Coding region: 286-1974 (562 amino acids)
Biological process (GO): transcription preinitiation complex assembly; DNA-templated transcription initiation; transcription by RNA polymerase III
Cellular component (GO): transcription preinitiation complex; nucleus; transcription factor TFIIIB complex
Molecular function (GO): RNA polymerase III general transcription initiation factor activity; TBP-class protein binding; RNA polymerase III type 3 promoter sequence-specific DNA binding
Source: RefSeq, a predicted model, not a curated record